This is a messenger RNA of Aspergillus homomorphus CBS 101889, 1000 nucleotides long. RefSeq names its product alpha/beta fold family hydrolase. The transcript is spliced from 6 exons. The record is from RefSeq and is a predicted model, not a curated record. NCBI's taxonomy places the organism in Eukaryota, Fungi, Ascomycota, Eurotiomycetes, Eurotiales, Aspergillaceae. Gene Ontology annotation, cellular component: mitochondrion. The coding region runs from base 43 to 942 and encodes 299 amino acids.
ACCCUCUAUCAGGUAACAGACAUCUCCACUCCCAGAACCGCCAUGCUAUCCAGAGCUCUAUCUACGACACGGAGAGCACUCCGGAGUCCAUCCGGCGGGCUCCGUAUGUUCUCAUCGACGCUGCGGGUAAAUUCCAAUCUCUCUUACCAAGUCUUCAAGCCCGAGAAGGACGAAGUAAGCCGAGGCCCCAUCAUCUUCCUGCAUGGCCUGUUCGGCUCGAAGCAGAACAACCGGAGCAUCAGUCGCGCAUUAGCCCGCGACUUGAAAUGCGAGAUCUUCACGCUGGAUCUCAGGAACCACGGCGAUUCAUUCCAUGCCGAUGAGCACAACUACCUCGUCAUGGCGGAGGAUGUGGUCCAGUUCAUGCAACACUUGAAGCUGGAUAAGGGCGCCUUGAUCGGGCAUUCUAUGGGCGCCAAAGUCGCGAUGACCGUCGCCCUCGAAUCGGCCAACCUGGUAUCAGCUCUGGUGCCCGUGGACAACGCGCCAAUCAACGCGGCGCUGAAGAGCGACUUCGACAAAUACGUUCGCGGUAUGCAGCACGUCGAAGCGGAGAAGCCUCAGAGUCAAUCGCACGCCGAUAGCGUCCUGCAGAAGUAUGAGGAGUCCCUCCCCAUUCGCCAAUUCCUCCUCACCAACCUCGUCCGCGUCCCGGAAGACCGCACCAUGAAGUUUCGCGUCCCCCUCUCCGUCCUCGGCGAGUCCCUCGGCAAUAUGGCCGACUUCCCGUACCGGGAGCCCGGCUCGGUGCGCUACGACGGCCCCACGCUGUUCGUGCGCGGCACUAAGAGCCGCUACGUGACCGACGACGCAAUCCCCGCCAUCAAGGCGUUCUUCCCGCGCGCCCAGAUCGCCGAUGUCGAGGCUGGUCACUGGUUGAUCUCCGAGAAACCUGAGGCGUUUCGGCAAGCGGUGGUUAAGUUCUUCAAGGAGUUGGAUUGAUUAUUAGACAUGAAGUAGGGAAGGGGCGGUUGAGUGGGUGUAUAUAGGGAUGGUAUGU